This is a messenger RNA of Spodoptera frugiperda (fall armyworm), 7360 nucleotides long. Its product is annotated as protein lin-10. Gene Ontology annotation, biological process: chemical synaptic transmission. The record is from RefSeq and is a predicted model, not a curated record. Gene Ontology annotation, molecular function: protein binding. Lineage: Eukaryota; Metazoa; Arthropoda; Insecta; Lepidoptera; Noctuidae. The coding region runs from base 824 to 4399 and encodes 1191 amino acids. The transcript is spliced from 26 exons. Gene Ontology annotation, cellular component: cytoplasm; plasma membrane; dendritic spine.
UUUAAGAGCACCACUUAUUAUAAUCUGUAAAUAUGACCUGCUUCUUGAUAUGAAUACAUAUACAGUUUUUUGAUGCUCCGCUAAUAUACAUUAAUUUUUAUAAGAUUGUUAUGUGAUGAAAUAUGAUUUGGUAAAUUAUGUUAAAAUGCAUUUUGCUCAAUUGAAAUUGUGGAAAAGACUUAUGGUAUAAGUUCCUGUAAUAUUUUUUACUAAGCGCAGGAUAGCCAUCUUUCUGCUGUUUAGAUUAUGAACUACUUAGAUAUAUAAACAUGUUUAAAUGCUACUAUUUUUGAUAAACGUAUACAAAAUUGUAAUUUACCUUUUAAAAAUUUGGGAAGCCAAAGAAGUGUAGUAAUUACAUAAUAAACAUAUUUCAUAAACAAAAACAUUUUUAUUUUAAUACGUUUUGAUUUAAGUAAACGAGACGUCGGAUUCAAAAAGGACGUAAUUCAAAAACUACCAGCACCAACAAUGAUUAUUUUAUAAUGGCAACACUACAUAGUAAUGUCAAAAGAAUAUUUGCAUUGUGGCGCCAUCUUAUAAUUUUUUCGUUUUCGCAACUAGUUUCUGUGAUUUGCUUUUGAUAAAAACAAAAUAAAAUCGGCAAAUAUACAUUGUGCAUUGUGAUUUUGUUUUUAAGUGGAACAUUUGAUUGAAUUCGAGGACUAUUUUACAGCAAAAUAGUACUGAGUGCGGUGUGGCGACACAUCGUUAGAUUACCUGCUUCGCUUCGUCAAGUUAAUUUCUUCAUUGUAUGGAUGUUUAAGAAGGAUACAACUAUGAGGAAAGGCGGUGGCGGUGUGACCGUGGCGGUGCUGGCGACAUGAGCGCGGCCGCGCUCCGAGCGGACGGCGCGGGCGACUCCACGCCCGGCUCGGACGUCGGCGAGCGUAUCACGCGGCUCUUCCCCAAGUGCCGCCCAAAGAACAUGCAGCACGCACACGACAGGUUGACCUCCAGCUUGGAGGGUCGCGAUCGCGACACCAACAAUGUGAACAACGCCUCGUCUGACGAGGAGCGAGGCAACGAGAGCCAGCUUGUCAUACUCAACUCUAAAGGAGGCACCUAUAAACUUAGGGAUUCUAGGAUCAUAGAAAUCGCAGGAGGUCGCGAGCUGUACUCCCAGAGCCGGACGAAGGCGGUGCGCAAGCUGCGACACAACAACACGCACAAACACAACCUCAGGAACAAAGUCCGCUCCCUCAGCAAGGACACCGUCGACUACGCAGCCGAUAAUCUUAGUAAUGAGAUAUCCCUACACAGAAUAAACAAUGAGCCUAAGAAAAUGAUAUCCCGACACACAUCACCGACGUAUACGAACGGGGAUCGUGACGUCAUACUAGAACAGAGUGCGAUGGGGAUCCCGAAGAAUAGUUCUCCAAUCCUGGACCCCCAUAAGACGACUGACGUCAGCACUAAAAGCAGCCCCAUUGCUGUCGUGGCUGACGGGGAGGUCGUCGUCUUUGAUGACAGUGAUGACUGGAAAGUGAUAUUGAAUUCUGUGUCUCUAGGUUUGAGGACGGAACCAGAAGCUAGUGACGAUGAGAUUGAUAUAAGUGUAAAGAGAACUUUAGACAAUAUUAAAAACGGUGAUAGUGAUGUGUUGAACAAUAAAAGUGAGAUUAGUGAUGGGAGUGAAUCGAGUCCGUCGCGGGAUGAGGUCCGGUUGAGUGACGCGAGUCCGUCUGCCGCGUGGCUGUCUGGUGAUGAAGACAAGUCGAGGGUGACCAGGGUCAUUGGUGAACUGCCCAUCGCUGAGUACGAGGGCUCGCCGAGAAGGUACGGCGUUGGCUCGCAGAAGCCCACCCGGUCGCCGAGGCCUGGGUUUCCUCAGAGGGUAGUGCCAGAGAACACGGACAUCAGUCCACCAUCAGGGUCGGCGGCCUUCGACUACCUGUACGAGUUCUCAGAGACCAGGAAGGUUUUAGAAGAAUUCUUCAGAUGUCCCACGAACGCUGGACAGCCGCAGAUCAAUAAUCUCAUCGCUAAUGAUGAGAUUGUCAACUUUCAAGAACUAGACUAUGAACUAAGACGUCAACCGCAAGAAUGUCCGUCAGAGAACGGGCUGGAGGGCGGCAGCGAGUCCGAGUGGCCUCACGUCUCCGACGCACUCGACUCGCCGCAGACCACACACAGUCACACCAAUUUCUUAGGACUACAGGUCCGAACAACCCAACAGCCGGGUACAUACACGACCCCGAACGUGCGCGAGCUGUCUGUGGGCGCGGCGUGGAGCGGGUCGGGCUCCCCGUCGGGCGCGCGCCCCGACGUACCCUUCGCACUCUCCACUGACUCCAGCGACAGUGCCAGUGACCGCUCACUGUCACUCAUGCUUAUGGAGAACGAGCUGUCCGAGAUGAAAGUGGUGAUGGACACAAAUCGUGUGGUGGUGACACAUCUGCCGGUCGUGGAGGACGGGCUCUCGUCGGGACACGCGUCCGAUAACGACAAUAAUAACCAGAUGAUACAGACACAUUCGGUAGUGAUAAAGGAGAUAGUGGAGAAUGGGACGAGCACGGACCCGCACGUGUUGUCUGAUGCAGAUCUACACUCAUUAGACCCGUUAGUAUGCAGUACGUCAGCGCCGCCGCCGCCGCCGGCCCCGGCGCCGCACCGGCCGGCGUCGCCCAGCUCCGUGCACGCGGCGCACGCCCCCCACGCCCCCCACGCCCCGCUCGCCGCGCUGCCGGCGUUGCCCCACGCCCCGCUCACGCCGCAUACGCCGCACGUGACACAUACGCCGCAUACGCCUCACACGCCCCACGCCCAACAUACGCCGCAUCAUCACCAUACGCAUCAUGAGGACGUGUACCCGCCACGCAAAAGGCCGUCGUCGGCGCAAAGCACGGAAUCAGUAGAAAUUAAACCUGCCAGUGGCGACGAAGAUGAAGCCGACACUGACCUUGAGACUGACAGAUUACUUGGACAGCAGAGGACGGACGAUCAAGGAUUCUUCGAUGAUAAGGGCUGGCGCAAACCGAAAUCUCGUACAGUGAUGCCGGGCGGCAGCGUGGUGGCGGCACGCUCGCCGCAUGCACACGACGCUACCGACAACCGGGAUGAAGAGGCGCUACACAAUGGAAAGGACAAGGACGGGAAGAAAAAGAGUAAAAAUAAAGAAGAUGUAAACCGUUCAGUGCUCAUAGAAGGAGUACUGUUUCGCGCCCGGUACCUUGGAUCCACACAACUGGCUUGCGAGGGCCAGCCCACCAAAGCCACCAGAAUGCUGCAAGCUGAAGAAGCUGUCUCCAGAAUCAAGUGGGGCUGCGACGGGCCGUACUCCGGCGUGUACGCCGCUCCGGCCGCGGUCUUCCGACUCUCCUUCCUGGGCUCGGUCGAGGUCGACGAGGACUCGCGCCGGCGCAAGAAACGACCCAAAAAGAACAUGGUAGAGGAAGCCGUCACUAAGAUUAAGGCACCUGAGGGCGAAAACCAACCGAGUACAGAAGUGGACCUCUUUAUAUCUACGGAGAAGAUAAUGGUCUUAAACACGGAACUAAAGGAAAUUAUGAUGGACCAUGCGUUGAGGACUAUUUCUUACAUCGCGGAUAUAGGGGAUCUGGUCGUGCUCAUGGCUCGGAGAAGGUUUGUUCCACAUGAGAAUGACUCCGACCAGCCCAAAUUGAACCGCACGCCGAAAAUGAUCUGCCAUGUUUUUGAGAGUGAAGAGGCACAAUUCAUUGCGCAAUCUAUAGGACAGGCGUUCCAGGUUGCCUAUAUGGAGUUCCUGAAGGCGAAUGGAAUAGAAGACCACAGUUUCGUCAAAGAAAUGGACUACCAAGAAGUGUUGAAUAGUCAGGAGAUAUUCGGAGACGAGCUACAAAUGUUUGCUAAGAAGGAAUUGCAGAAAGAGGUGGUAGUUCCGAAAACAAAGGGUGAGAUAUUAGGCGUGGUGGUGGUGGAGUCGGGGUGGGGCUCCAUGCUGCCCACCGUAGUCAUUGCCAACCUGGCGCCCGCGGGGGCCGCCGCACGCUGCGGGCAACUUAAUAUAGGCGAUCAAAUAAUAGCAAUAAACGGAGUAAGCUUAGUGGGGCUCCCACUAUCGACUUGUCAGACGUAUAUAAAGAACUCCAAGAACCAGACCGUGGUGAAGCUGACUGUGGUCCCUUGCGCGCCAGUAGUCGAGGUGAAGAUCAAGAGACCAGACACUAAAUAUCAACUUGGAUUCAGCGUGCAAAAUGGAGUCAUCUGCAGCCUGCUCCGCGGCGGUAUAGCGGAGCGCGGCGGCGUGCGCGUGGGACAUCGCAUCAUCGAGAUCAACUCGCAGAGCGUCGUCGCCGUCCCACACGAACGGAUCGUCAACCUACUCGCCACCUCCGUCGGAGAGAUACUGAUGAAGACGAUGCCGACGUCGAUGUUCAGGCUGCUGACCGGCCAGGAGAACCCGGUGUUCAUAUAACGCGCGCCGCCGCCGCGUCUCAAGUGCCUGCUUACUACGAUAUUACAUUACGCCCACUCAGCACCGCCACACGGCCCUAGCCUCGCAACCUAACCCGCAACUUAAUACUGCCGAUUUAUAUAAUAAAAAAUAUAAUCGCCGCUAAACUCUCAACUGCUCUGAAGUUUGCGCAAGUCAUGCGCAGUUGCGCUAACUGAAACUCAAGUUGCGCAACCAUGUUUCGACGCUAACUUCAGAGCAGUGGAUAAGAUAGGUUUGUAAAUAUUAUAUAUUUUGUGUAUAAUAUACAUUAAACAACUAUGCAGAAGUUUUUAAUAAUUGCUCAUGUUUAUUUAAUUUUGCGAUAACUAGGUACGUCAACUUAUAUAGCUAUCUGCCAUUAAUUUAGCGGCAAAUGUACAAUAAUAACUAAUACGACAUUGGCCAAUUAUUAAAAACAUUUCUGCAUAUUAUAAUAUAGAUUUAUAACAAAAACCCCGUAGAUAUCCCGUGUUAAAUAAAUAUAGAUGACCAUAUAACGAGUUAAAUAAUAAUCGUUCUGGAAAUAAUGUAUCUGUUAAGUAAGCUUUUAACACCAUUUUAAUAUUGUUCUACGAGAUGUGAACUUCGACAAUCUUGCAAUUUUAAUAUAGUACGAAUAGUAUUAAUAUUAUCUCGAAUUGUUGUGUGUAAACAAAAGUACAUAUUUUAAAUGUUUUUGUGAAGAUAGUCGAAGUACAUAAAUCAGUGCUAUAAACAAUGAAAAUACACGAACAAGCUCUUUUUAAGUCAGUUAUGAGUGAGCUUGAGGUCGGUAAUUCUUUGCGAGACCAUUCGUUUAGCUACAUUAAAAAUACAGAAAAAAUGUAAACGUUAAAUCAUUAAUUUCUUAAUAAAAAGUACAUAAAACAAGUACCUGUGACUAUGUACAAGGAAAAGUAUAAUUUUACAUAGCGAGGAUAGGGCCAAACUCAAGCUUAGCUGAUAAAAUACUCAAUAAAACAUAUGUGAUGAGUUUCAAUGCUUAUAACGCUUUCGUGGCUAAUAAGAUAGAAUAUAAGUUGUAUUAUCUCUCUAUUGAAGCACCAUGUAUUUAUAAUUACCAUUAUGAAAAACAUGCUCUGUAAAUCUCAUCCACAGGGGCUUAGUACGAGUCUAUUUUACGUUUAGCUUAAUCGACACGUUUAUGACGUUCAGCGCUCUGAUUGGCCUGUUUCAAUGAACCAACCAAUCAGAGAGCUAAACGCGGUAACGUUUCAAUCUCGUUAUACGUAAGACAAACUCCUACUAGGCCUUAUAUAAGUACAUUAUGAAAUACUUUUGUCUCGUAAUUAUAAAUACAUGUUGUUUUUCUUUGAUCGUCAUGACAAUGUGUAUACAUACACCACUUAAUGUAUUUAUGAUGAAUAUCAGAAACCCAUUCAUAUCUGCUUAGAUAUUUGUAUUAAAUUAACAAAAUUUAUUCAAACUACAUUCACGGUUGUUUUGCUACUGUUGUAAAAUGAACAAUUUAGUUUCGAAUUAAGAUUGUCAUGAUAUGUUUGCCAUAUUUUUUCUUUGUUAUGUACCUAGAUCGAAUCUGAUUAGGGAUUGUGUUUGUUUAAGUGGAACGGUAAAUAAGAUUUUGAUUUUUGUGGUUUAACGCCCGAAUACUGAAUUGCUACUCAUUUUUAAAUUGUACUUAAAUAUCGUGCUAUCUCUGUCAUUUUAUAAAGAAUUUAUAGUGACAGAACUAGUCUUGAGAGCAUCUUAAAAUUGAGUAGCGUUUGAGUAUUCGGAUAUAAUUCUUUUUUACGUAAUAUUUGGAUGUGUAUCUCGAAAUUUUCUGUUUUUAACUUAUUAUCGUUUGUUGUGUGAAGCUAUAGGUUAUAGGUGAGUUUGGGAGGGAACAUACAUGUAGUUGUAUUAUUUAUUUCUGUGUCACCGUUCAUGCCUGUUAGCAAUCGAACCAUUCCAUUAUCAUAAUGUUAGCUCUGUGUAUAUUCUGACAAAUCGACGUUAAGUUUCAUUAUUUAAACAAAAUAUUUCUUACGGAUAAAAGUGCACCAUAGUUCAAAUUGAGUCAUUCAGUUCAGAUAUAAACAUGUAUAGCUUAGAUAAGUAGGUCCAAUGAUCUAGCUGUGCUGUGCCACUUAUUUUAGACAAACUUGCAUCUAUCAUAGUGAACGCAUCCUAAAAUCUGCGCCACAGCACAUUCACAGACCUACAGUGAUCAAAUUGAAUAAAAAAAGAAUUGAUUAGUGGAUAUAGUAAUAAAAAAGCAUUAUUUCGUGUAGCAUCUCAAAAGAUAUAUCAUAUUUUGUAAAUUUUAUAGUGUCGCUAUAGCUAUGUAAUCUAUAUAUGUAUGUCCCUGUGUUCUUAGCUAAGCUUAGCGCUCUGAGAACGAGUAAACAACAUUUAUUUAUGUAUAAAAAUAUAUAUAAUUUAACAGUUCUAAUUAUAAACACUUUAGAUUUAAACACUUGAAUAAACCGCUUCUGAUUACGUACAUUUAUCCCCCGAACUAAUAUCUCCUCAAUAUCUCUUCUUUUUCGUGUUUGGUUCAUUUGCUCUUUCGGCCAGUGUCAUAAAACUACGGGUGUGUCUAUAAAGGUCGGAGAACAUCGACAUCAGUCACCCAAUGUCAGCACCUUAUAGAUGUCCGAGGUGAUGUUAAACACCCUUUUUCUAUUUAAUAAAUCGUCGCUCAAAAUAUCCCCAGAAAUUUUAAAUUUUCUUUAUCCCUACGACCCCCGACACUGGCCACGCCCUUGUGAACUAAACGUAAAUGUAAUAAGUAUACAGUCUGAUGUAAUUUUGUAUUGCUAGCUGUUGUGAAUAAGAUUUAUUUACAUUGAGAAACACAGAUAAUAAAUAGCCUUUUAUUGUGAAAGCUGGUAUAUGGUAGGUACACUGUAACAUGUGAAAUAACUAUUGUUGUUCUCAUUUCUAAGAGUAUUAUUCUAGUCUGCAUUAAAGUUAAGAAUAAACUGAACAAACUGA